Messenger RNA from Triticum urartu, 2852 nucleotides. Its product is annotated as disease resistance protein RGA4-like. The record is from RefSeq and is a predicted model, not a curated record. Gene Ontology annotation, biological process: defense response to other organism. NCBI's taxonomy places the organism in Eukaryota, Viridiplantae, Streptophyta, Magnoliopsida, Poales, Poaceae. Gene Ontology annotation, molecular function: ADP binding.
AACACGUAGGAUCGGCCGGCCAGCCACGGCGAGGAAGAGGAAAGCAGCCACUUGCCCGCUCCUGCACUGCACAGCUCGCCGUCGUACUGCUGUGCUGUUGGUCGCGGCAGCGGAAGAGGCACAUACAGGCAAGGCCCAAUCCCGGCCGCUGCUUCGGUCGCCGUCGUGGGAGUGGGAGGGAGGGAGGGAGGGAGGGGAUGGAGGCUGCGGUGGCGAGCGCUCUGACCAAGGAGGUGGUGCUGAAGCUCGUGGCGCUGCUGAGCGAGAAGCACAAGCUGUCGAGGGGCCUCAAGGACGACAUCCGCUUCAUCCGGACCGAGCUCGACAUGAUCUCCAGCGCCAGGGACAGCCACAUGGCGGCAGGGCGGGAUCCGGCGAGCAGCUCCUCGCGCAUAUCCAUGGAGGAGAUGCGUGAUCUGGCGCACGACAUCGAGGAUUGCAUAGACCGGUUCCUGCCCUGCCCCUGCGUGGCCUGCCAGGGUCAGGGCGAGGCCGCGUCCGUCCUCCGCCGCGUCAAGAAGGCGGCCACCAGCGCCAGAUCCCGGUUCGCGGCCGAGAUCCACAAGCUCCGGAGCAGGCUCAAGGACGCCCACGACCGAAGGGUCAACUACCAAGCAGUCAACGGAUCCUCCGCCGGAGCUUCUCCGGCGGCCGCGGACACGGGGGCGGAGACCGACCCCGUGGGCAUCGACGAGCCAAAGCAGGAGCUUGUCGACAUCUUGUUGCAGCAGACCGGGCCGGGGAAGCCCGGUGUGAUAUCCAUAGUCGGGUUCGGCGGCUCCGGGAAGACCACGCUCGCAAGGGCAGUGUAUGAGUGCCCCGGAGUCGUCCGGAGAUUCCCCUGCCGCGCCUGGGCUGUGGCCUCGGAGCACAGGGAUGCCGAGGGGCUCCUGACCACGAUACUCCGGCAACUCCGCACCACCGAUGCGCCGCUGCCCCAAAUUUCCAUGGAUGGUUUUCUGCGGACUACAGAGUGCUUAAUUGUAAUCGAUGACAUCAACAAGCAGAACUGGGAUGUCAUCAAAUCCAUCUUACCCAGGGAAGCAAAAAGCAGAAUUAUAGUUACCACGGCUCUCCAGUCAGUAGCUAAUGCUUGCAGCUCAGGUGACGGUUAUGUUUACAAGAUGAGCAUUCUUAACGCGGAGCACUCCAAGGUUUUGCUAAUGAAGAAGGUUUUCUUCCAAGGAUGUUCACCUGAACUGGAGCGGGGUUCAACAGCAAUUGUGGAGAAGUGUGACGGCCUUCCACUUGCUCUUGUGUGUAUGGCCAAGUUUUUGCUAGGCGAGAAUGAGCUCACGGGAAGCCACUGUGCGCGAGUUUGCCACAACCUCGGGCAUCAUAUGGAGAAGGAGGCAGACUUCACAAAACUGCAACAGGUUCUUGUAAAUAACUACAGCAGCCUGUCUGGUUAUCCUCUGAGGACCUCCUUGCUAUACACGAGUGUGUUCCCAAAUGGUCGCCCAAUCAGGAGGAAUACUUUAAUCAGGCGAUGGCUAGCUGAAGGGUAUGUCCAGUGUCAAUAUAAACGCAGUGAUCUGGAGGUAGCAGAUGAAAACUUCCGGGAACUUAUUGACCGGAAUAUCAUCCGGCCGAUCGAUGCUAGCAACAAUGCAAAAGUGAAGACGUGCAGAACUCAUGGAAUCAUGCACGAGUUCAUGCUGCACAAGUCAAUGUCUGAUAACUUCAUCACAUCUCUUCAUGAUCAAAACCGAAGUAAUUUCCGUCACCUGUUCAUCCAAAACCAUGCAAGUGGCAGCACCUUGAGCUCGAACCAGCGUACAAGUCCAGCAAGCGAUGAUGCAGCUGGCAGUGAGAAAUUCCGCGCCCGGUCUCUGACCAUCUCUGGGGAUGCGGGAGAAGCUGCUUCUGAGUUUUGCAGGUGCGAGCUGCUGCGAGUGUUGGAUCUGGGAGAAUGCAAUGAUUUGGAGGACAGUCAUCUCAAGGACAUACAUAAGCUGUGGCAUCUAAAAUAUCUGAGCCUUGGGGGCACUAUCAGCAACCUUCCGAAGAAAAUUGACAAGCUACACUGUUUAGAGACCCUGGAUCUGAGGAAGACAAAGAUAGAGGUAUUGCCAGUGGAAGUCAUUGGGUUGCCUCACCUAGCUUACCUGUUUGGAAAGUUUAAGUUUGGGAAAAAGGACUUGAGAAAGAGCGAAAUAGCGGAGUUCUCGCAAAGAAAAAGUAAGUUGAAGUCUCUUGCAGGAUUUUAUGCAGAUGGAAACCCUGGGUUUCUACAACUGAUGGCUCAUAUGAAAGAACUGAAAAAGGUUAAGAUAUGGUGUGAAUCCACUGGCGCAGACAACAAAGGCUUGCCUGACAUUUCAAAGGCAGUUCAGAAGUUUGCUCAGGAUGGCAUGGACACAUCCGAGCUGUCCAGUGCUGCGAACGGUGCGAUGCCUCCUUCUGCAAGGUGAUUUGAUGAUUGCGCAGCAUAUGUUGAAGAAUGAAGACGACGCCAUUGUUGCGAUGCUCCCAAAGGUGCAGGAGGACCUGUUGGCGUCGUUGUGCGCUGCAGCAGGACCUGCGGGCAACAACUUGAGCAUGGAGUACCAUGCAUGGGGAUGCAGCGUUUCUUGUGUUUUCUCGGGCAGAAGUGUUGCUGGGGUUCACCAUGCAAUGCAGGCCGCCAGACCAUGGUAGUUUCAAAAACCAGACUCGACCGGCGGUCCAACCGGAAGAAUCGUGAACCGAUGCCUUGGUCUUUUAUAGAAACCAAAGAAAUAAAAUGGUGCGUAAACUUGGGAUCGAACCCUUGACCUUGCAUGGAUUUUGUUCCCCUUGCAUCUGUUAUCUGGACCAUGUUCUGCACGUGUAUUGUUGUCCACAUAAUAGCAGGUUGCAUUUCCGCGUUU